AUGUUAACAACAUUGGGUAAAUCUAUUGUAGGUCUUUCAUCAUUUUCAUUAUUACCAUCUUGUUCUAUUUCUUCAUCAUUUACUGGUAUAUGGUUACAACCAGGUCUUGUUGAUUUAAUAACAAUCAAUAAUACAUGGUUUUCAUUAAAAGGAACAUGUUUAUAUGGACAACAAGAUGUAAAAUAUAAAUAUAUUUAUUAUAAUGAACAAACAAGAUGUAAACGUUGUAUUCUUUUUAUUCCAAGACAUUCAAAUGCAUUACAAUAUCGUGAAAGUAUGUAUUUAUAA
This is a messenger RNA of Rotaria sp. Silwood2, 288 nucleotides long. The record is from the annotation of a GenBank genome assembly. Lineage: Eukaryota; Metazoa; Rotifera; Eurotatoria; Philodinida; Philodinidae.